AUGCCUGCCGCUUGUUCAUCAGAUGGCCAUCUGAUGAACGUUUUGGAGCGUCCACAAGCGUGUGGAUGUACUACGAGUGAGUGCGAUGGCCUCACUUGUGGUACGUUCGUUAGUACGACUGCACAAAACCUUAGUGUACCAAACGGUUACACUUCGGAGCAAAGUUCCGGCGGCUGUGAGGAAACACAGGCUGCGCCGAAGGUCGACCACUCGAAUAAGUCGGGUGGACUGGGACAAAGAUGUAUCCCUAGCGGGGAACAUCUAGAAGAGAAACAAUCGAUCGCUCAGGUUAAGCGGAACGAUAAUCCUAGAUCGACUGGAGAGUAUUUCGUAGAGGAUCUCGCUGUGGUUGCGCAACCCCAGCUAGAGGAAGUAAAGGGAAUAAGUCCCAAGAUUACAAAUACGGCGGAAAUAAGUUCCCCGAAACCCGCGGGAAUAAGUCCCCGGGAAGCCGAAGGAAUAAGUCCUUCGAAGCCUGAGGGAAUAAGUCCCCAGGAAAUGACAGAGACAUUGAAUGUCAUAGUCAAUAACGGAUCAAGUGUAGGCGCUUAUACACUUGAUCUGAUUGCGCCUCCGAAGUUAACUUCGGGGAUCACUCAGUUGCCAACGCUCGAACAUAAAAGGUUCUUGCGUGAUCUGCGUAGUGGCAAAGUCAAGCAGAUCUGCGUACUCGUCGCUGACGACGAUUGUGUAACCGACAGAAGGUCAGCAACAGUGUUUACUGAGGACGAGAGAGUUCUCAGUAGUUCAUCUAUGGACGAGAGUGUCCUAGAUGAAAAGACACGAAUUGAGCGAUAUGACUCCCAAUCGUGGGAAUCGCUCAAGACAAAUCCUCUCUAUGAAGAUUUGGUUGAAUUCAAGGAUGUAUUCCCUGAAACUGUUCCGUGCGAAUUACCGAAGGAUAAAGGUAUUCGACACGAGGUCGAGCUUAAACCAGGCUCGAAGUACUGUGUCAUGAAGCAGUGGCCACUGCCUCGUGAACAAGUACUAGCGAUCGACAAGUUCUUUGCCGAUCGUUUAGCUGCGGGCCAUGUGAGGGAAUCAACUUCCCCACAUAGCUCUCCGACCUUCUGUGUGCGAAAAGCAACAGGAGGGUGGCGGAUAGUGCACGCGUUCAACAAAUUGAACGCUGCAACGGUACCGGAUCAGACGCCGAUACCGAGGAAGGACGUAAUCAUUGAUGGUAUGUCAAAGAGUACCAUCUUUUCGUCCAUGGAUUUGAUGGAUGGCUUCUAUCAAAUCCUUAUGCGGGAACGAGAUAUACCCUAUACCGCAGUUAGCACGCCUAGCGGCAUGCUCUGGGAAUGGCUAGUAAUGCCACAAGGGCUUAGUAAUGCCCCUGCCACGUUUAACAGAUGUGUAUCACAUCUGUUGAGACCAGUACGAGAAUUCGCGCCGAGUUAUUUCGAUGACGUAUUCAUCCAUAGUCGAGCUAUGGAUGGAAAGUCGGACGUUGAGGUUCACAGGUACCACGUCCGACAGGUUCUUACAAUCAUGCGAAAGCAUCAAUUGUAUGCAAACCUCAAGAAGUGUAUAUUUGCAGCAAGCGAAAUACCACUUCUUGGGUGCAUCGUUGGUACGAACGGUGUACGUCCUGAUCCCGAAAAGAUCAAGGCGAUCACCGACUGGCCUGUGCCGGUUGAUGUCAAAGGUCUUCAAAACUUCCUUGGGCUAGCGGCGUAUUUGCAUAAGUAUUCACGCAAUUACGCCGAGAUGACUGUGACCUCUCUCGUUUGUUGA
Molecule: messenger RNA, 1740 nt
Organism: Peronospora matthiolae
Lineage: Eukaryota; Oomycota; Peronosporomycetes; Peronosporales; Peronosporaceae
Source: the annotation of a GenBank genome assembly